This is a messenger RNA of Fopius arisanus, 1122 nucleotides long. RefSeq names its product lys-63-specific deubiquitinase BRCC36. NCBI's taxonomy places the organism in Eukaryota, Metazoa, Arthropoda, Insecta, Hymenoptera, Braconidae. The coding region runs from base 222 to 1010 and encodes 262 amino acids. Gene Ontology annotation, biological process: protein K63-linked deubiquitination; double-strand break repair. The transcript has 6 exons. Gene Ontology annotation, cellular component: BRISC complex; BRCA1-A complex. The record is from RefSeq and is a predicted model, not a curated record. Gene Ontology annotation, molecular function: polyubiquitin modification-dependent protein binding; cysteine-type deubiquitinase activity; metallopeptidase activity.
GUGGAAUUUUCAUCAAAUCGACAGUCGAAAUUCCUCGGACUCCGAGGACUCAGAAGAAAAUUCUGGAAUUCCUGAUAAAUCCUUGAAGCCUCGACAAUGCGAGAAUUCAAACCGUCAUUGUGCAGCUAUCACUGAUCCCUGAAGAAUAAUAAUCAACUCCUGCAGUAAUCAUCUCCAAAAUCAUAACCAAACGUUUCUCAGGUGUUUCGGUUGUUUCUCAGAUGAAAGCGUCGAAAUUCAAUAACGACAGAAUGGAGAUACCCCUGAAGAAAGUGGAACUGCAAGCUGAUGUUUACAUGACAUGUCUGCAACAUGCAUUGUCAACCGAGAGCUACGAAGUGAUGGGAUUACUCAUCGGCACAUUGAAUAAUGGAGUUGCCAAGAUAUCAGCGUUGAUAAUCCUCCGAAGACUUGAUAAAAAGAAAGACAGAGUAGAAAUUUCACCAGAACAGCUGUUGAAAGCCACUGCUGAGGCUGAGAGACUUGCACAUGAGUUGAAUCGUCCUAUCAGAGUCAUUGGGUGGUACCACAGUCAUCCACACAUAACAGUUUUUCCUUCACACGUUGACGUGGGAACGCAGGCGACUUAUCAAAUGAUGGACUCGGGAUUUGUCGGGCUGAUUUUUUCGGUUUUCUCCGAAGGGAAAGACACGAAGGAGCAGGAAAUCUAUCUCAUGUGCUUUCAAUCCCGUAAUAAUGAAGCUGUUGAAAUUCCCCUGCAAAUUGUUUACACCAAUGAGAUAUCCGAUCGCUGUCUUAAAACGAUGAUUGAGGUUUCCAGAAUUCUCAUCCAAGAGGAAGAGAGUGCAGCAGACUCUUGUGAAAAUAUUACAGACAUUCUGGCAACAAUUUACAACGAUGCAGUAAAAACUCGUCAAUUCACUCACAUAACGGAUAUAAUAACUCGUCCCUUAAUCCAGACCCUGGAGUCACGACUGGAAACAAACAGAACACGUGCCAAACAACUCCGAAAGGAGCUCCAGCUUCUCAAACAACUCCCAAUCGAUUAAAACACGAGGAAUAACAUUUUAAAAGUAUUUUAUGAUUGUCUCUCCAUUGUUCACCUGAAAGAAUGUGUAUUUAAAGUGAGAAAAAAUAAAUGUUUAAAUCUUUUCAUAAUGA